Molecule: messenger RNA, 2739 nt
Organism: Durusdinium trenchii
Lineage: Eukaryota; Dinophyceae; Suessiales; Symbiodiniaceae
Source: the annotation of a GenBank genome assembly
AUGACGGAUUCAGAAGACUUUGAUGUACAAAUACUGGAAAAUGUUCCAGAAUACUCAGAAGAAGUUGUUAAAUUCAACUUGAAACACUGCACGACCAAGUCAUGGGAGGUGCGAUCCUGUGUCUUGGACCCGCGCCUGUUUGGGCAAAAUGUGGCAAGGCCUCGCAGGUACUUCAUUUGCUGGAGGCCUGACAAGGUCGAGUGGGUGGCCCCAUUCUCUUUUGAGGAUGUGGUCAUGGCUUUGAGGAGUUGCCCCACCAUUGAUCCACUGAAAUACUUUUGGAAGAAGUUGCCACCGUCAACCUUAUCUCCAGCUCAGGAAGCAAAUAGGUCUGACUAUGACCAAUCCAAGCGGUUCUUUGACCUGCAGCAGUAUGCCAAGAAUGAGCGGGGGCGCACUGAAACCAAAGAUGGUGCCCUCAUGACACUAACUACAAACAGCGGAUCCAUCUACAGCCAGGAGACAGAGCUACGUCGCAAGCUUGACCCACAUGAAGCGUUGGCCACACAUCUACUUCCUAUGACUCAGAAGAUGGCGAAACUCUCAGGUGGUCUGGAACCCAACCUCCUGAAUCCACGUGUUCCCAGCACAGCUGUUACAAAAAUGGCAGGGAAUUGCAUGAACCUGCCAUCUGUGGCAGCUACUAUUUUGACAAGUGCCAUUUGCUUGGCGCCGAAGAGCAUGCAGUUCAAUCCCAUGAAGGAUGAGCACCCAGUGAAGUUUGUCGUGGACCAGCUCACUGACCAUUCCAUCUACACUCCUCUCAGUGAGUGGGUGAGAGGUUUGAUUCCUGGGACUGCAGCUACCAUCAAUGUGAUCUACAUUUGCUUGGAACGUCCAGAGCACUACCUCUUUCGCAGGAUGCAGCAAAAUGAGCAGGCAGCUCUCAAGCAGCAACGCAACGCUCUUCAGAAGACUGCAGUCUUUCAUGCACGGGCUUUGGCAAUGCAGGCAGAAAACCCAGAGAUCGUCUACAAAGAGGCCUUCUUGAAAGCCUGUGAGGAGUACAACGCUUUUGGCACUGCAGUUAGCAACAGGAAGCUGAGGAUAGAGAACACCAUGGCCUUGAAGCUCUAUGGACUGAAGGACCAUGUGGGCCUUGCACCUCAGAACUGGGCGAUGAUCGAGCGGCAUUUGCACGUGUAUCGCAUCGAGCGCUCAGCCUUUGGCCGUGAGCACCUUCUCACUGAACGCUGGCUUUUGGGGUCCAAUACUCCUGGUGCUGACGGUGUCUUUUACCAGAUUCUGGAGAUGACCCAGGAGAAACAAACUCUAUUCUUGGAUCGAGUUUUCUUUCUUCAUGAUUUGGCCAUUUCAAGAUCUUCGCCCCAGUCAACCUCCACGAUUCGCUUGAGUCAAGAGCGAUGGCAUCAAGAGAUUGACCAAUGCUGUCUGGCAUCGUACAUCAUGGAAGCCAUGAACAUUAUGAAGAAGGAUGAUGGCAGCCAGCUCUUCAAGAAGGAUGAUGUCAAGAAACUUCGAGGGAGGGAUUUCAUGGACGACUUGCAAGUGACUCUGGCCUCUGCAGAUCCUGCAUUCGAGCCGUGCCAGACCUCUAUGUGGCAGGAGUUUAGCCCUGCACAGGAGCAAGACAAACAGAAUGAUGUUGCCAUGGGCUUGGUAGAUCAAAAGAUCAUCGAGAUUGAUGCCAACACAUCCAAGGCUCAAUGGGAAUCUGACACCCUCAAAUUGGCCAAGGACACAUCUAUGGCUGCAAAGUUGCUGCAGAAAGUCUCUUCCAAUGAGCGAACAGAUAGACUUGCCAAGGUCACUGCCAUCAAGGAGCAAAACCAAAUUGGUGCUCAGGUAGUCAGUCAGUUUUCUGCCAAGAACUGCGUCCAUGUGACCCUUGCAACUCCAGAUGCUGAGCAUAAGCUUUCCCAGGAUGCUGUUCCAAGUGCAGCUGAGGGAGCUCGGUCAUUGAGUGAUGUACAAGAAGCAGCCCAGUUGCUCGCGGGCUUGGCAAUGCCAUCCACAGUGUUGGAGGCCCUCCUCAAUGGAGUCACUACUCCAGGGAAUUUGGUUGGUCUGGUCAACCUUACUCCUUAUGACUCCUAUGUUGAGCAAGUCUGUGUCCACUGGCAACGUGAUCAUGGAAGGGCAGCAAUGCAGCUGCGGAGCUUCUCGACCAGUGACCAAACUGAUUCAGUGAUGUUCAGUGAGCGGGUUCUUGCACAGAAACUCUUGCAGGACAAGCUUGAUGAAAGAGAGUGGAAGUCUGGAUCCACCCUCUUUGAGCACUAUCCCAAAAAUUAUGUGACUCCACCUCCGCAAACAAGCUUGGAACUUGGCAACUACCCCAUGCGGCUUGUCCAGGUGAGUUAUGAUCCUUCCAAGAAAGGCUCUGCCCAGCUGACUUUCAGCUUGCCACCAGCAGUUCGUGCUAUGUACAGCAAGGAUGCCAUCCAUGUGGAAGAGUGGAAGACUCUCAUCAAUGACUUUGACGCCAAGUUCAAUGUUGCAGCCACCAUGGUCACGGAGGAGAUCGUACCUGCAGAGCAAACUGUCAUUGAGCCAUGGACCAAUGAGCCAGCAACACUAGAAGAGCUCUUGGAUCAGUAUGUGGUCGAGACAAAGAUUUGCGCAGCAAGUCCUGGAGGUAUGCUAUACUUGGUUCGUGCAGUCAACCGUUCUGGGGAACACGUCAACCUGCUGGAAGGGCAGAAGUAUAAACUCUACUUUGUGGCUCAGAUGUAUCUUACAUCCUUUUGUUCGUUCCAGGUGCCACUGAAAGAAUAA